AUGGCGGACGCGUCCUUCAAAGACGUGCCGGAGAUUUUUGAGGUCGAGCUGGGGGAGUCGGUGGCCGCUCGAACAGAAGCGCUAUCAACCUGGAGAGAGCUGGGACCUCCGGACCUUUGCCAUGUAAUCAAGAGCACAGGACGCAGCGGGCAGCACGACCUCGGUUCCUAUCACUAUGUAUCGGGAGUGGACGCUUCAUCAUCCGCGUCUCUCGCUGCCUACAUCAACUCUCUGACCUACGCGAUUGAAGAUGAUUCGGGCUGGUUCUCAAAGGGUUCAGCAUGGAAGGUGCGGCAUGGUUGUUACUGCUGUUUCAAUGCAUUCUCUCGUGUCGACGUACGAGUAGAUGUCAAGAUACCCGGCGGUGUGAACGCGUACAUCAUUGACCUGCGUGGCGAGAGACACGAGCUCACCGCGGAUGCUGGACAAGAUAUGUGGCAGGAGACUUAUCUCUCUGCUAUUCUCCGUGCGGUCCUCUAUUCCGACGAUUCCGCGUAUUGGCUGGACGCUUACCGCAAGCUCGACCCGAUCACAACACCUGAGGGCGAGCUGCGCUUCCUCCAAUCGGCCGAGGCGCUCUUUAUGAAGGGCGAAGGCUGGCAGGUGGGGUCGGAGCCCGAAAUUCAGGUUGCCACGGUCGUGUCGAACCACCUGACAUCGGCGAUCAUGAAGUACUUUGGCGAUAGUGGGCGAUAUCAAUAUGCUGCGAAUCUGUUCGAGAAACUCAGUGCGAAGGAGCCGGAGAUAUCGUCGCUGCUUGCACGGAGCUAUAUUGGCAUGAAUGAGGAGGUCAAGGCAGUGCAGAUCAUGGCAGCUGCAAUCAAGCAAACGCCGCAAUCGUACACAUUGUUACACGCGCAAUGUGAUCUUCUCCGCUCAAAGGGCAAUCAUGAAUGGGCGUUGAAACUUGCCAAGCAAGCAGUUAAUUGUGCACCCAGCGAGUUCGUCACAUGGGAGAAGCUGACGGAGUUGUACAUCGACCUCAAGCAGUAUGAGUCGGCUCUCCUCACGCUCAAUUCAUGUCCCAUGUUCACCUACAAUGGCCGAGAUGCUCACCGCAACUUGCAAGCGUCAAAAGUACAUCUACCGCCCAAGGGGCAGAUCGUUGAGAUCCUACCUGAACGCGCAAAAACCGAAGAUGACGAUGCAGAUCCUGCACUACUGCGAUUGCCCGCGCCGGGCCUGCGGGGCACAUGGGCACGCGCGUAUGCGCUCUUGACGCGCUUGGUCUCGCAAAUUGGCUGGGAUGAGCUGCUCAAGACCCGGAGCUCCGUCUUCGUCAUGGAAGAGGAGUAUCGCAUGCAGAAGCAGCAGGGUGACAUGCGCGGACACUCAACAAGUCCCAGCAGUGCAAAUGGGCAAGUACCGGCGCGCGGCUCAUCUCUCCAGGACAGCGCGACGCUCGUGCAGCAGGCGGAUGACGACGCGUCAACGCGGGCUGUCGUCUCGCCCGUGCACUCGGCGAACCCAUCCGCGGCGGAUACGCGUACGGAUGCGGAUACGCUGGGCGUGAACGAUGGGUUGCCGACGAUCAGGAUAUCGACUGCGAGCGACGUGGAGCGCGAUAAGGAGGCUAUAAUCGCGAUGGUGAAAGAGAAGGAGAGGGAAGAAGCGGAGGCUAAGGCCAAGGCGGAAGCUGAGGCAGAAGUGGAGGCCAAGGCUAAGGCGGAAGCUGAGGCAGAGGCAGCGGCCAGCAAUAAGAACGAGCCUGAUGCGAAUACCAAUGGGGAGGCCAAGCAGAAUGGAGUGUCUAUGAGCCAUUCAUUGGAAAAGCCAGAGCAGGCGGCUGCUGGUGCAGGGGAUGGCUCGCAAGAGGGAGAGCCGCCAUCGUCCAUGAGUAAUCAAGAGCCAUUUUCGUUCAGCAACAAGCGACUUUGCGAGCGGUGGCUCGACAACCUGUUCAUGGUCUUGUACGAAGAUCUCCGUGUAUGGACCAUCUUCCGCGCAGAAGUAGCGCAUUUUAAAACACAACACGUCGCAUACCGCAAGACUGCGCUCGAAUGGGAGAUCCUUGGCGAUCUGGGGUCACGACUGCACCACAAGGAGGAGGCCAAGGAAGCGUACACGCGCUGCCUCGACUCACCUCGGUAUUCCUACAAGCCGUGGUCCAAGCUGUUGGACAUGUAUGCGGAUGAGGGCGAUAUCCAGCGAACGCUGCAGGUCGCCAUCCGCGUCGCAGCGUACCAAUGGGGAGAGUACGCGGAAAUGACGUAUCCGACCCAGAUAGCCCGCUGUCUGUUCAAGGUCGGCCAGAUCCACGGCCACGCGAAAAUCUCCUACACGCUUCUGAGCAUGGGUCUCCCCGAUUCGAUCGCGAAAAUCAUGGAGGGAUACCUCAACUACGGGAAAACGUUCAAAGUCGAGGGAUACGAUUUCUGA
Messenger RNA from Laetiporus sulphureus 93-53, 2379 nucleotides. Its product is annotated as chaps-domain-containing protein. Gene Ontology annotation, cellular component: exomer complex. Gene Ontology annotation, molecular function: protein binding. The record is from RefSeq and is a predicted model, not a curated record. The coding region runs from base 1 to 2379 and encodes 792 amino acids. Gene Ontology annotation, biological process: Golgi to plasma membrane transport. The transcript has 12 exons. NCBI's taxonomy places the organism in Eukaryota, Fungi, Basidiomycota, Agaricomycetes, Polyporales, Laetiporaceae.